Molecule: messenger RNA, 7632 nt
Organism: Pteropus alecto (black flying fox)
Lineage: Eukaryota; Metazoa; Chordata; Mammalia; Chiroptera; Pteropodidae
Gene: TBCK
Product: TBC1 domain containing kinase
Exons: 26
Coding region: 354-3035 (893 amino acids)
Biological process (GO): protein phosphorylation
Molecular function (GO): ATP binding; protein kinase activity
Source: RefSeq, a predicted model, not a curated record
GGCGCGGAGGCUGUGAGGUCAGAGGAAACGACCAGACGGAGUGGAGGGUGGCGAGGGUACAGCUGGGAGCUGUCAGUGCAGAGGGCCGGGCUUGCGAUCCUGGCAGGAUUCCGAGCUGGGACAUCGGCCGACUUAAUUUGCAGGCAAAGGGCAGUUUCUGAGCUCCGCGCGCUCCGGGAGCAGCCUCUUUUGUAGCAGCACCUGAAAUGCAGGGCCUGGUGCACUAAGCAGUAACGGCGACAGCAGCCACAACGACAGUCCUGGGGCCCUGUGUAGAAGCUUCAUACCCUUGUCUUUGUGUCCGCCUGCGUCCCCACACUCAGAGAUUAUCUUGGAAGAUCUAGGACUCCGAAAUGUUUCCCUUGAAGGAUGCUGAAAUGGGUGCUUUUACCUUCUUUGCCUCGGCUCUGCCACAUGAUGUUUGUGGAAGCAACGGGCUUCCUCUCACACCAAAUUCCAUCAAAAUUUUAGGACGCUUUCAAAUUCUUAAGACCAUCACUCAUCCCAGACUGUGCCAGUAUGUGGAUAUUUCUAGGGGGAAGCAUGAGAGACUGGUGGUGGUGGCUGAACACUGUGAACAGAGUCUAGAAGACUUACUUCGAGAAAGGAAACCUGUGAGCUCUUCAAAGGUUAUGUGUAUAGCAUUUGAGGUGCUCCAAGGCUUGCAAUAUAUGAACAAACAUGGUAUGGUACAUCGAGCACUAUCUCCUCAUAAUAUCCUUUUGGACCGAAAGGGACAUGUUAAAUUGGCUAAAUUUGGACUUUAUCACAUGACAGCUCAUGGUGAUGAUGUUGAUUUCCCAAUUGGGUAUCCAUCAUACUUGGCACCUGAGGUAAUUGCACAAGGAAUUUUCAAAACCUCUGAUCACGUGCCAAGUGAAAAACCAUUGCCUUCUGGCCCCAAAGCAGAUGUAUGGUCUCUUGGAAUCAUUUUAUUUGAGCUUUGUGUGGGAAGAAAAUUAUUUCAGAGUUUGGAUAUUUCUGAAAGACUAAAAUUUUUGCUUACAUUGGACUGUGUAGAUGACACUCUAAUAGUUCUGGCUGAAGAGCAUGGUUGUUUGGACAUUAUAAAGGAGCUUCCUGAAAAUGUGAUAGAUCUUUUGAAGAAGUGCCUCACUUUCCACCCUUCCAAGAGGCCAACCCCAGAUGAUUUAAUGCAGGAUAAAGUGUUCAGUGAAGUGUCACCUUUAUACACUCCCUUUAAACAACCUACCAGUCUGUUUUCAUCUUCUCUGAGAUGUGCUGAUUUAACUCUGCCUGAGGAUAUCAGUCAGCUGUGUAAAGAUAUAAACAGCGAUUACCUGGCAGAAAGAUCUAUUGAAGAAGUGUAUUACCUUUGGUGUUUAGCUGGAGGUGACUUGGAGAAAGAGCUUGUCAACAAGGAAAUCAUUCGAUCCAAACCACCUAUCUGUACACUUCCCAAUUUUCUCUUUGAAGAUGGUGAAAGCUUUGGACAAGGUCGAGAUAGAAGCUCACUAUUAGAUGAUACCACUGUAACAUUGUCAUUAUGCCAGCUACGAAAUAGAUUAAAAGAUGUUGGUGGAGAAGCAUUUUACCCACUACUUGAAGAUGACCAGUCUAAUUUACCUCAUUCAAACAGCAAUAAUGAGUUGUCUGCAGCUGCCACUCUCCCUUUAAUCAUCCGAGAGAGGGACACUGAGUACCAACUAAAUAGAAUCAUUCUCUUUGACAGGCUGCUAAAGGCUUAUCCAUAUAAAAAAAAUCAAAUCUGGAAAGAAGCAAGAGUUGACAUUCCUCCACUUAUGAGAGGUUUAACCUGGGCUGCUCUUCUGGGAGUUGAGGGGGCUAUUCAUGCCAAGUAUGAUGCAAUCGAUAAAGAUACUCCAAUUCCUACAGAUAGACAAAUUGAAGUGGAUAUUCCUCGUUGUCAUCAGUAUGAUGAAUUGUUAUCAUCACCAGAAGGUCAUGCAAAAUUUAGGCGUGUAUUAAAAGCCUGGGUAGUAUCUCAUCCUGAUCUUGUAUAUUGGCAAGGUCUUGACUCACUUUGUGCUCCAUUCCUAUAUUUAAAUUUCAAUAAUGAAGCCUUGGCUUAUGCUUGUAUGUCUGCUUUUAUUCCCAAAUACCUGUAUAACUUCUUCUUGAAGGACAACUCACAUGUAAUACAAGAGUAUCUGACUGUGUUCUCUCAGAUGAUUGCAUUCCAUGAUCCAGAGCUGAGCAAUCAUCUCAAUGAGAUUGGAUUUAUUCCAGAUCUCUAUGCCAUUCCUUGGUUUCUCACCAUGUUUACUCAUGUAUUCCCACUGCACAAAAUUUUCCACCUCUGGGAUACCUUGCUACUUGGGAAUUCCUCUUUUCCAUUCUGUAUCGGAGUAGCAAUUCUUCAGCAGCUACGGGACCGGCUUUUGGCUAAUGGCUUUAAUGAGUGCAUUCUUCUCUUCUCGGAUUUACCAGAAAUUGACAUUGAACGUUGUGUGCGAGAAUCAAUCAACCUCUUUUGUUGGACUCCUAAAAGUGCUACUUACAGACAGCAUGCUCAGCCUCCAAAGCCAGCUUCUGAUAACAGUGGAGUCAGAAGUUCGACACCUUAUUUCUCUACGGAGUGUCCAGAUAUUCUAAAAACAGAUCUGUCAAGAGAAUCUAUCCCAUUAAAUGACCUAAAAUCAGAAGUUUCACCCCGGAUUUCAGCAGAAGACCUGAUUGACUUGUGUGAGCUCACAGUGACAGGCCACUUCAAAACACCUACCAAGAAGACAAAGUCCAGUAAACCAAAGCUCCUGGUUGUUGACAUCCGGAAUAGUGAAGAUUUUAUUCGGGGUCACAUUUCAGGCAGCAUCAACAUUCCAUUCAGCACUGCAUUCACUGCAGAAGGGGAGCUCACUCAGAGCCCUUACACUGCUAUGCUCCAGAGCUUCAAAGGGAAGGUCAUUGUUGUCGUGGGGCAUGUGGCAAAGCACACAGCAGAGUUUGCAGCUCAUCUUGUGAAGAUGAAAUAUCCAAGAAUCUGUAUUCUAGAUGGUGGCAUUAAUAAGAUCAAGCCAACAGGCCUGCUCACCGUUCCAUCUCCUCAAAUAUGAAGAACCAAGAGUAUGAUUGUCAAAAGGACAGACCGACAACAGCACAGCGCUUCACAGCCUUGCCACUCUAAGAACUAGACUUCCAGAUUGUUGCAUUUUCAUAAAGUUUUGUCAUGAGACAUUUUUUUAAACCUCAUGGCCCAAAUAUUCAGCUAGAAUAGAAACUUGACUGUACAUGUAUUGCUGAAAGAAUUUUCUUAACAGUGAAAUCUGAUCAUGUAUUUUUAGCACACUGUGACAAAAAGCCAGAGGAAUUUAGCUGACAAAGCAGAUUUAGCAUUAUCAAGAAAUCUCACUUGCACUGAAAAAGCUGUCUUCCACUGCACUGCACAGAUAGUCCUAACACAGGUAUUAUUUAGAAAUAUAGAUUGAAUGUGGGCUGAAGUCAUCUUUCCAUGAUAAUGAAAAGUGAAAAGCUAUUCACAGUACAUUCCUUAUAAGUAAAUGCUACAUCUGGUACCUCAUUUUUGGUCCAGACAGCAUGCGCAUGCACACGUGCGCGCGCGCGCGCGCGUGUGUGUGUGUGUGUGUGUAUGUGUGUGUUUAGAGGGAGAAGAAAAUGAUCAUAGUCUACUUCCAGAAAAAAGAAAAUGUGAAAUCAUUCAUAUUAGAUAGAAUAUUUAUUCAGCUCCCGUAGCAGAGAAACCCAAAAUAAGAGUGACUUAAACAACCUAGAAUGUUAUUUCUGAGUUAAAAGUCUGCAUGGUCAGUCUAGGGCUAGUAUGUUGGUUUCAACAUGAUGACAAACUCAGACAUCUUUGCUCAUUGCUUUACCAUCUUCAACACAUGGUUUCUCUCUCACAGAUCACGAUGACUGCUCAGCUCCCACCAUUACAUCUUCAAUUUAGAAAGAAGGGAAUGAAGGGGAGGGGGAAGAAAAGAAGGAAAGAAAUAGGGAGGAAAGAAGGAAGGAAGAAAAGAUGAAAGAGAAGGGAAGACAUGUUUCUUUAAGAGUACAAACCAGAAGUUGCACAUAUUACUUCUGCUUACAAACCAUUGGCCAGAACUUAGACAUAUGGCUACUCCUGGCUAUAAUGAAAACUAAGAAUAUAGUCUUUGACUGGGCAGCCAUUUACCCAGCUAAAAAAGAAAUUUAUUACUGUGUGGGAAAAGAACACAGGUAGCAGGUAGCAGUCUCUGCCACAUUAUUCUAAAAAUUAAAUACUAUACUUCAUUGAAUCUAAGGCACACCACAAUUUUAUGUACCAUGAAGGAAAAAUAAUGCAGCCAAAUAAACUGUGACUCAUCAAUUCUAAGAUGCAUUCCUAUUUCAGAAAUGUGAAAAAAAAAUGCAUCUUAGAAUUAAUGAAAUAGAGUACAUCUUUGAUUGCCUUCACUUUAUUUUAACUAAAACAUGUUCUUUCAUCUUUAACUUAUAUUCUUCUUCAGUGUUAAGUCUACCUAGGUAGAACACCUCGGAAAGAGCCUCAAUUCAAUUUUCUGGGCUAUGGUUUUAUUGUUUGUUUGAGGAUUUUGCAUCUAUUUUUUUUUUUUUACAUAUAAUUAACAUACCUUAAAAUUCACCUUUUAAUUCAGUGGUUUUUAGUAUAUUUACAAAAUUGUGCAAUCAUCACUCUAAUUCCAUAACAUUUUCAUCACCCAAAAAAGAAAUCUUGUACCUAUGACUAUUCCCCAUUAACCCCUCCCAAGGUCUUUGAUUUAAUUUUUGUAUAUGGAGAUAGGUAUCCAACUUCAUUCUUGCAUGUGAAUAUCAAGUUGCCAGUGACCAUGUCAUUUUGUUUGUUUUGCUCAAUUAAAUUGUAGUCAUCUAUCAAAUAUGUUUUGAUUACCUACUAUGUGUAAAACACAGACAUAAUCAAUAGUUACAUCAUUCUGUGACCCCUGUGUUAUAUACAAAGAAAACAUGAGAAUUAAUGAGAAAACAAAAUUUUACAAUUUCUCUAACAUCUUUUUUGGAUCAUCAUCUACCCUGUUUAGGGAAGUAUCAAUUCCUCCUGUUCUUUCCGUCAAUCUUUGAUGACUUCUCUUAUUUCAAAGUCAUGAUGCAGCACUGAUGAUCAUUUGGAAGGAGUGGUUCUGAGUUUUAACUUUGCCUUACUGAGGAAGCGAAGAAGGAUGGAGGGGAGGGGAAUUGGAUGGAACAGGGCGGUAGGUCAUGGGAGAGGAUAAAGACCUGAGUGUUGCGAGAAGAUAAAGUAGCCAACCUGCGUCACAAUUUUGCAUUUGAUCUUCCUUAAAACCUGGUAUGUUUAGACUUUUGAAAAACUGCAAGCUUUUUAAACAUUGAAAUUAUGAAUAAUAUUUAAUACUCUCAAUAGCAAGAGAAAGAACAUACAAUCACUGCCAUGUUUACAUGCACAGCAUGUGAUUUGAUGGCAGAUAGUUUCAAGAAAGUUGACCUCAACAACUAUUUGUUGAAUUAAACCUAUGUAACCCAUGAUUUGUAGAGGUCCUUUUAAUUAUGUUACUGAUUCCUAUACUAUCAGCAUCAGCAUUGUUUGUUUCUGGCAUCAGCAGUCGCUUUCCUCUUCCUGGAAUGCCCUUAGUACCACUACCAGCACACACACACACACACACACACACACACACACACACACACACGUACACUAAUAAAUUCUUCAUAAUCCAACACACCAGUAGCAUCUCCCUCAGUCUCUGACUUCCCCAUGCUGCAUUAAAAGCCUCAAAUCUAUCAAAGCAUUUCAUUCAUGUGUGUAGUAAUAGACUUACUACAUUAUUUUGCAGCUGUCCACAUUUGGGCCCUAUAUUAAAGUAUGAGCCCCUUUAAGGUCAGAAACCAUAAUUUAUACCUCUUGUUAUCUUCAGCAACCCACUGCACUGGAGAGGCUUGAUAAAUGUAAAAGUGAAUUGAAUAUCUAGCUUAGGGAUUUUAUAAUCUAUAUAAAUAGAAAAAAAAUUAAAACAGCCCAGGUAAUUUAUUUUCAAGUGCCAAACUUACCUGGUACCUAAUGAUGUAAAUAAAUCGAAAUCUCAAUUUACUGAGUAAAGAAAGGAUCUUUAGUAUUCCAGCCAGCUCUUAAAAUUUUAUAAUCCUAGAAGUUGGAACAGAUACCUUCCAACAACAAGGUAAGCUAAAUUAGUUGAAUCCCUUUUCUAAUUUCUAAUUUCACAGAAAUGCUAGAUUAGCAAAGAAUAUUAAAAAUAUCUAAUACUUUACCAAAACUGAAAGGAAUAGACAAAAGUUCCUUGAUAUCAAAUGUGAAAAGGAGCUGAAACACUAUCAGGCCCAUGAAAUAUCACAUAUCAAGAUAGGCCCUAGGAACAGAGGUUUUAACAUGCAUGUAGGAAUGGAAGACACAGUCUUGGGUCUUCUGGUAGGGAGAUGGUAUUAAGAUUACAAAGUGACAUUCUCAAAGAACUCUGCUCCAUGAAAUGACUAGGAAUAAUUUCUGACCGAAUCAGGGAACCUGCAGGGGAGAUAGUCAUGGCCUGGUAUUCAGAGGGAAGGAAGACAAAUCUGUUGUAGACAGAUAAAGAUGUUUAAUGGAAAGGCUGGGGUAAGUCCCCAAAUUAGAACAGGCUUUAGGGCUUGUGUUCAUCUGACUAUUUAAAAAUAAGAGCAAUGAAUUACAUCAAACUUUUGAAAAUCAUAGAUAGUGCCAGAUCUUUGUUCAACUCCUCUGUUCCCUCCUCCAAAUAGUACUUUUAAAAAAUACUUCUUUAGGGAUUAAUAUCAAUAGUGUGGUACAGCAUCUCAAAAGUAUCUUAUGCAAUGGUCUCUCCUGGUGAAAUCCACUAUAAGGGGAGAAGACUGCUGCUUUUACAGCCUUAGAGUUGGUAGCUGUUUCACUCUAUCAAAAUCAGUCCUCUCAUUCAUAUACAUGCUGGCUCUAUAUAUACCCAUUGUUAACCAAAUAACAUAUUUUUCUGGAUAAACAUUAAGCCAAAGAGUGGAAGCAAAACAAUAAUAUUUAUGAUAAAUUUUUGUUUGGGUGUUUGGUCACAACUACCAUCUUAGAUUUUAUGUGAAAAAAUAACAGGGAAACCUUACAAAUCUUAACUGCCUGACACUAGAAAUUUAGCAUAUGCAGUUGAUCUCACACAACCUUUAGGUUUUGUAUUCUAGUUUUAUUAUCUCAUUUAAUAUUAGAAAUAGUACACAUUGUAAAUAAGCUAUUUAAAAGUUUAGCUGUAUUUUUUAAAAGUAUGUAUUAUAUCUUUUCUGAGUAAUGUUCUUGUUAUUAUCUUGUGAAAAGUGUCACAUGAAGUAUAAAUUAGGAUCUUGGCAAAUUCAGGAUUACAUAGAUUGUGAUAUUUGUUACUUCUACUAUGUCUUUCAGGCCUAAUGUCUCCACUUGAAUUGAUAUUCUUUAGUAUCCCUUUUAACACCUUUCAGAAGACCCAUUUUUAGCUUACAUUGUCUGCAGCAUUUCAAUAAUACUCUUCUGUUCUAAUGCUCACUGUGACCAAUAAACAGUGCAUGGGUGGGUACCAAGGCACUGUAUUGCCGACAGUCCUAGAUAUAAUAUAGUAAUCCCCUGGGCAGUGAAGGUCAAAACACUGCCCCUUCUUGGCUUAAGACUAAUCUAGGAGCUAUAACAAAUGCAUUUAAAGCAUUAGAUGGGAUUCUAAAUAUUGCUUUCUGCCACGCUAAAAGAUUAAACUUUGGAAAAUA